Paralichthys olivaceus (Japanese flounder) is the source of this 4795-nucleotide messenger RNA. NCBI's taxonomy places the organism in Eukaryota, Metazoa, Chordata, Actinopteri, Pleuronectiformes, Paralichthyidae. The record is from RefSeq and is a predicted model, not a curated record.
AUGGGGUUCGGGAAGCACAGAAAAGACGAGCGUCCGGGGGAAAAGCUGGAUCGUAAAGGCUCCAGCAAGUGGAGGUCGGAGGAGACGCAGGUUUCUGAGGAGGAGACGCUGAAGAUGAGGAUGGAGCAGGAGAGGAUCCAGGCCAAGACGAGGGAGCUGAGGGAGCGACAGGCCCGGGAACGGGACUACGCUGAGAUUUUGGACGUAAGUCGCACGCCGGAGAGGUCGUCUGAGGAGGAGCACACGUACGCCGGGAUCAACCCCCUGAACAGCUCGGUGGACAGCGGCCACAGCCGACCCCACAGCCCCCGAGACGAUUACCCGCACAUCCAUGCACACCACCAGCACCAGCACUCAGAUUCCCUCUACACUCAAGUCAGCAAGGCCCGCAAUGACCGGCCUCCUUCUGCAGACAGUAGCCGGCUAGCCCCCAGCAACCACGACCGGAUACAGAGGCUGAGGCAGGAGUUCCAGCAGGCCCAGGGCGUCCCGGACGACCCCGACGACCGCAGGAGGACCUACAGCUUCGAGCAGCAGUGGUCGAACGCCAGCAGCAACGGCCCGGGCGGGUACAGCAGUCAGCCGGGUCGCCACUCGGUGUCGGUCGAGGUUCAGAUGCAGCGACAGAGGCAGGAAGAGAGAGACUCGUUCGCCCAGGCACAGCGACAGUACAGCUCACUCCCAAGGCAACCCAGGAAAAACCCCAGCUCCAUCUCGCAGGACUCGUGGGAUAAGGCGUACCCACCUGGAGAGGGCUUCCAGUCAGCCAAGGACAACCCCAGGUACUCCAGCUACCAGGGCUCCAGGAACGGGUACCCAAGCGGCGUCGGUGUCAACGCCAGAGUCCUUCUGGAGGCCCAGGAGCUCCUGAGGCAGGAGCAACGUCGCAGAGAGCAGGAAGCCAAAGGGAAAUUAAUGCAGGAGAACACCGGUACCAGCGGCUACGACGGAUACCCCACAGCUCACCUGAAGGAGCCAGCCUCCCCUAAAGGCCCCUACCGCCAUGAUGUGCCACCUUCACCUUCACAGUUAGCGAGGCUUAAUAGAUUGGGGUCAGAGAAAGGACGACUUUUUUAUUCAUGAGGAGUCUUGUUGGACUAAUGGACAAAGAGCUGAGCGGAGAACUUUUUGGCUCAGGAGCUAAAGGGGAAUUACCUUGAAGAACCUGCAAACGUGGACGCUUCAAAUCCUGACAAAGGACAAACUAGAGCUCUCAGCUUAGCGAUGAUCUUAGAGGUAAACGGCUGUGAAGCGUGCGCAGUUUCUGGGUGUUUGUGUUCAAUCCCUUGCUGUGCCGAUGACCUAUAACCAGUAGCCACUCACCCGACAGACUCGAGACGCCCAGUGCCUUCUCCGCAUUGACAGGCACGAUGCUUGUUCACAGUCGUCCAGGACUAAUCGAGAUCUGGAACCGUCACGUACUGACAAUCAAACGGGCAGGAGGGCAAGUGAAAGGUCGUUCUUCUGAGCCUGCGAGGAGGCAUACGUCUCUGCAUGUGAUAAGGUACAUGUGUCACGAUAACUGCGGGUUUCAUGGGUUUUUUUUUUUACAGAGUGUCCUGUGGAUGACUCUUCCCCUCUGGUCACAAAUCACCCUUUGUUCACUUUGUUCAAAAUUCAGCUCCUGCCAACGCUGCCGGUUUUCGCUCCGUUCCAGCGUUUUCUCCUCAGCGAUCGGCCUCGCUCACAUGAGUCUCCCAGGGGAGCAGAGGAAACAAGCCACAGUGUAUGAAAGAAGCAGGGCACAUUGUGUGUGUUAUUAAUAAAAACGCCCCCCUCCUCAUAAAUGAUUCAUAUCGCGUUAUCUCCGUGAGGGCGACCCAAGCAGAGAGGGUAGCCAGCUCUGAUCCUCUGCCUGGCCUCCCUGCUCUGCUCUGGGCUUGACACACUGGCCUGCCUGCCUGUCUGGAGCUCCGGCUCCUGUCCUCCUCCUUGUUGUUCUCGUUGCUCAUUAUGCUCCUUUCUUCUACCUUUCUGCUCUCCCCUCCCCGCUCUUCUCCAUUCUUCUUCUCAUCUCACUGCUUCCCUUCCCCUUACUCUUCCUCCUGCUACCCUGUACCACCCUCCUCCUCCUCCUCUUCAUCCUUGUCUCCCGAGUCAGACUCUGCACUGAAUUUUUCAUCACAAGCCACCUGCUGCCUGCCAGAGCCAAAGAACGCUGCCACCAGAGGCACCGACAGAGGGCUCGGCUUCUGACAUGAAGCGAGGAACAAAAAGCAUUACAAAAAAAAAGAGCCAGAAUAAAGAUGGGUAGAGAGACAAUGACCUUCCCAGUGUGAGAUUAGUGGGACCUUUUCUCCUGUUUUUAACAAAAGGCAAAAUUGUCCUCAGGAUUUAAUUGCUUUCGAUUGCUGUAAUUGCUUUCUCUAUUUUUUUUUCUUUUUUACCUUUUAAAGCAUUUAGCCGACACUCUUCUCCACAGCGAUUUGAAAAGAGGCAGCGGCAGGUAGCGGUGCUAUCUGACUUAAAAAAACACGGCAGUUAAUGGAUGAACUGAGCGCUGCUGGCUUUUACAGAGCCGGCCGAACGAAAAUUCAAUAAAGCAGAAUUUCUGUCUUACGUGCCUCUCGUAGUACAUGCAGAUGGUUGUGGAUUUUAUUUGUCCAGGUUCUGAGAUGUCUCGGGAGUUUUCUGAUGUUCCUCCUGAUACAGUGGAGGCGGAUGGAGUUUUGUUUUUCUUUGCCCACAGCAAAGAAAAGUCAAACAGAAAUAUUUUUACUGAAACGUUGUGUUUUCCAAAGACAAAGUUUGAAUGUGUGCACUAGUCACGAUCAGUCGGCAGGCUUGUCCAUAAGCUGGGUCGAAAUUCAGGGGCCGCAUCUGAAGACCAGUUGUGUCACUAACUAGACGGCCCCAAUUUGUCCUUCCAUCCCUGAGAAACGAAGACUCCAAACAGUCGCUAUCAAGACAAUGCUUUCAUACUUUAUUCAAAGUAUGGACGUCUAUCUUAAAGCCAUCGACCAACAGAGGACAGUUAUAUACAAGCAGAUGGUAUAAUGCAUCUAAUGAGUUAUAAUUAUUGUGGAGUCAAAAAUCUCAAAACCUGAACGAAUAAAACCAAAAUUGUGAUUAAACGUCACCGGUGGGAAAAUGAAGAUUGAAGUUUUAUGAAUCGUGUAAUAAUGACGAUAAUAAUGAGUCAUUAUGACCUGAGAGUUUUCAUUCCAGUCAAACUCCAUAGCUGCUGAUUGGCUUUUUCUCCACCCAGAGAGAAGGAACUAAUCAGUGAAAGCAGCUGCUGUAGUUGAAGGUUGGAAAUCAAGUCGAUCACAGUCGCAGCGCCACCACCAGUUCACCUCUGUGACUGCUGCAGUCGGUGGGAUCUGAUCCUCUCUUUCUGAGCCUCCCUGUUCUUCUUCGACACCACUGAUGUUUGAAUGUUUCCCCCUGCCAGUGAACACGUGAGACCGAGCUGAGGUCGGACAAAAAGGGAAAUGCAAAAAAAAAUACAAAUAAUAAAAUAUAUGGCCGUCAUCAAGCCGUGGAAAACAAACAGGCGGUGCAUAAUUGCCCUUCACUCCUACACACUCACCAUUUGUAGAGCGAUGCUGCAUGAGAUGCAUUAUCUUCUGCUGGUUAAUGAAGAUCCUCACUGGGAGAGACGCAGUGUGGGGGAAUGAACGAUGAAUGAAAAGGUAUAAGAUGAAGAAGAAAUGACUUUUAAAUGGAUUAUUUCAUUGUAUAAACCUGCUCACAAGGCUCCUCUGCUUUAAGCUAAUUAAAAACUCCUGUCUGCAUUAUGUAUGUACAUGGAUGAAACAACACAAACACACAGGGCCCCUCCACAGUGUGUGUUUGUGUGUUCAUGCUACAAUGAGCUGACUAACCAAACACAACACAACCUGUGGAGGUGAGGCACAAAACAAAUCCUCCAUGUUAAGUUCCCUCAACGUAUUAGAGCCAGGAUUUUCAAAAGACAGGAUGAAUUGUGGGUUUUUCUUUUGCCUUUCAAGAAUAAAGUGGAAACUGUAAAUAAAGAUGGACGACAUGACAGCUCCCUCACAAGUGAAGCCAAAACAUCCUGCUCUCCCCCUGGUGGCUGAUUGCAGUAUAGGUCAUCAACCUCCUGCCUCCUCCAUGUUAGCAGAUGGGACCAGGAUCAAACAGAAAAAUAAAUGAAUGAGAAAAUAAGUGCGGGUUUCCGAUAAGUUUGGAUUCGAUUGGUUAUUUCACAUUUUGACUUUUCUCUCCACGUUUAUUCUCGAAAUGCAAAAUGGAAAAAAAAUCCUUUCUCAGUUUUUUCCCCUCCCAUGUUUUGGUUGAAAGUGUUUAGCCGAGCGGCUGACGCUUCCUGCUGCGAACACUCGUGCGUCUCAAAGUGCAGACUCAUACAUUUGAAGGAUGUUUUUGACGCUUGUUUUAAAUGUCAUGGAUUUUUUUUUUUUUUUUUUGCUGUUCAUCUGACCCAGUUAUGGGGUCUAAUAGCAACAAGUGCCUGAGAUAAUAUUUUACACAAAGAGGGACACGAUGUGAUUUGUUCAGUGACACUACAGCACACAGACAAGUGUUUUUUUUUAACUGUUUUAAUAUCGUAUAAAAAUGUGUCGUUUUGGGGGUACUUCCUUUUUUAAAUUUUAUUUUAUUCACAAGAGCCAACACUUACAAGCUGAUAUCAGUGUAUUUGUAUCCUGUUUGAAAUUGCCUUCAACCAUGUUGCGUUUUAAAGUAUAAAAAAAGAAAUGGAAGCUGAUGUGCAAUUGUUCUGUUUCCAGAAAACUUUUACAUGAUAUAUUAAGAAAUGUACACAGCCACUUUUCCUGUACAUAUCAAAUUUAGAAUAAAACGGAAGGCUGUU